Molecule: messenger RNA, 3143 nt
Organism: Oncorhynchus nerka (sockeye salmon)
Lineage: Eukaryota; Metazoa; Chordata; Actinopteri; Salmoniformes; Salmonidae
Product: 5-hydroxytryptamine receptor 1D-like
Exons: 1
Coding region: 964-2124 (386 amino acids)
Biological process (GO): regulation of locomotion; chemical synaptic transmission; adenylate cyclase-activating adrenergic receptor signaling pathway
Cellular component (GO): plasma membrane
Molecular function (GO): dopamine neurotransmitter receptor activity, coupled via Gs; G protein-coupled serotonin receptor activity
Source: RefSeq, a predicted model, not a curated record
AAUAGAAGCCUGGAAUAAGCUGUGCAGUACCAUUCCCCUCUGGACCUCAAACCUGAAUGCUUAACUGACCAACAAAGCUUUGACAGGAAAAAAGUUAACACACACUGGAAAUCAAUACAACACAUGCUGUGCUUCGUCUCACUGGGAGUCUGCAAACGCCUUGGCCUUUAUCUCAUUGAGUUGCGAAUUUCUAAGGCAGAGACAAAAACAUAUGGCAUGAAGAAGGGAUAUUGACUUGUUGUCCAUGACUGGACCGGUUGAAAAGGACUCCCCACCUGAUGUGGAUCAUGUUAACAUUCUAGCUCACUCUCAACAUCAACAUGGCUGGACCGCCCAGGCUUUGACUCUGAAACCAAAUUAAAUAACCCCUGGUUCAGCUUUAAACUAGGACAGAGCGAGCCAUCCCUGUGUAUUACUAUCAUCUCUGAGUGUGGACUCACUGAGGGUUAUUGAAGAGGAUGAGACCAUGAAAGCAGCAGUUGAUAGGGAGCCGUGGUCUGGGGUGUUGUGCUCGGCCUGGCUGGAGUGGAGAUAAGAGCUUGGGCGAGCGAGAAAGCAGAGGUUUGAUGAGACCAGAGCAGAAUACAAAUCAGCGUCUGCCGUCCCUCCGCCGGACUUCAGCAUCAAACCAAUAUUAGUGUGUCUACUGAAUUAAUAAUGCCAACAGUUGUGCAUUGAAAGGUACGAGUAUAACCAAAAUCUAUAAUAUGAAACUAAAUAGCAAUCAUCACUUUUGAGAAGAUCAAAACGGAGAUAAGCAAAUAACCCAGUGUGUCUUCAAGACUGAAAUAAGGGAUAACGGAUCCAUCACGUCCCAUGGAUACGUGUGACAACCAAAAGUGACAUCCAUCGAUGCAGUCUUCUUUACCAUGCGGAGAAGACAACGUGAAGCGUAAGCUCUGAUCGAUUGAGGUGAUGUGCCUCAUCUAGACCUGGAACAAAGGUUUACAGGGGAACGGCGAGAUGGAUCAGGAUAAUAGCUCCGUUGAUUCAAUCUUCACCAACGCCACAGAGAGCCCCAAAACUUCAGAGGCACACUGGGACGAGGCCAUUCUCCUAGGUCUGCAGAUCUCCCUGUCGGCCAUCCUGGCCAUCAUCACCCUGGCCACCGUACUGUCCAACGCCUUUGUUAUUGCCACCAUCUUCCUGACCCGGAAGCUGCACACGCCAGCCAAUUUUCUGAUCGGUUCGCUAGCCGUGACAGACCUGCUGGUGUCCAUCCUGGUCAUGCCUAUCAGCAUCGUGUACACGGUGAGUAAGACCUGGUCCCUGGGGCAGAUCGUCUGCGACAUCUGGCUGUCAUCAGAUAUCACCUUUUGCACCGCCUCCAUCCUGCACCUGUGUGUCAUCGCACUGGACCGCUACUGGGCCAUCACUGAUGCCCUGGAGUACUCCAAGCGCCGGACGAUGCGUCGAGCGGGCCUGAUGAUAGCGGUGGUGUGGGUGAUCUCCAUCUCUAUCUCCAUACCGCCGCUCUUCUGGAGGCAGGCCAAGGCCAACGAGGAAGUGAUGGAGUGCCUGGUAAACACGGACCAGAUCUCCUACACGCUCUACUCCACCUUUGGGGCCUUCUACGUGCCCACCGUGCUGCUGAUCAUCCUCUAUGGCCGGAUCUACGUGGCCGCCCGCUCGCGCAUCUUCAAAACUCCGGUGUCGUCCGGCAAGCGUUUCACCACGGCCCAUCUCAUCCAGACGUCAGCUGGCUCCUCCCUCUGCUCCAUCAAUUCUUCUGCCUCCAACCAGGAAAGCCACCUGCAACCUGGAGGGGGAACCAGCGGGGGUGGAGGAGGAGGCAGAGGUGGGUCGCCUCUCUUCAAUAGCGUGAAGGUGAAGCUGGCAGACAGUGUGCUGGAGAGGAAGCGUCUGUGCGCCGCCCGGGAGAAGAAGGCCACCAAGACGCUGGGCAUCAUCCUGGGAGCCUUCAUCGUGUGCUGGCUGCCUUUCUUUGUGGGUACCCUGGUACUGGCCAUCUGCAAAGAAUGCUGGUUCCACCCAGUGCUCUUCGACGUGUUCACCUGGCUUGGCUACCUGAACUCGCUCAUCAAUCCCGUCAUCUACACCGCCUUCAAUGACGAGUUCAAACUGGCCUUCCACAAACUCAUCAAGUUCAAGAGAUGCUACUGAGGGAAUGCGAGGAUUGAACAUUCAAAAUUUAAAUCCAUAACCUAUUCUCUUGCCUUACUUAGUAAAUACCAGUAUGAUAUAGGGCCUAUUCAUAGAAACACUGUACUGUUGCAUUAGUUCAUGUUGUAAACACACAUGCUCAUUGUGUUUGGUCUCUGUACAUGUUUCUGUACAUUGGAACUUCAUUGACCGGCUUAUGAGGUGCCACAGCUCUUUCAGAUAUUUCCUUAAUACAGAUGUAUGCAUGAAUUUCUAAAAGAAGAGAGAGUAAAACAUAUUCAGACUACAAAACUAAUUAUAAAUGAGGGUUUGGGUUUGUAUAUUACAGACCCCAAAAGAACAGACUUAUUGAGACAAAUGAAUGAGACUAGGCAGUAUGAGACUGGGAUCUCCUUUGGAUGGUAGACAUGAGGGGAUUGAUCCAUGGAUUAUAACUGAGAAGCGGAUUAUAAACCCCCAUCGUACUGGAAAAGCCAUAGCAUGUUGUCACAGAAAUGUCACAUUACAGAGGCUCAUCGUCCAUAACACGUCUGUGGUACAGUACAAUAGAGAAAUAUAUAAAGAUGAAGUCGUACGCUCUUUAUGUGUAUGCGUUUGUUUCUGUGUGGAGGAGGUGUCACUUUGCUCUAGGUGUGAGGGUGUGUGCGUAUUGGGUCCGUAUUGAGUGUGUCAAGAACUGUAAUGCUGCUGGGUUUUUCACGCUCAACAGUUUCCCGUGUGUAUCAAGAAUAGUCCACCAACCAAAGGACAUCCAGCCAACUUGACACAAAUGUGGGAAACAUUGGAGUCAACAUGUGCCAGCAUCCCUAUGGAAAGCCUUGCAGAUUCCAUGCCCCCAGCGAAUUGAGGCUGUUUUGAAGGCAAUAGGGGGUGCAACUCAAUAUUAGGAAGGUGUUCCUAAUGUUUUGUACACUGUGUACAUUUAAAAAAAAAUACUAUCUUUGAGAACUAACAAUCUAACUAACAAAAGCGAGACAGUCACAGAGAAUCAAACAUUCCCAAAACCAAUCAUUCAGUAC